AUGCUCUCACUAUGGAAAGCCACAUAUUGGACUACUUUUAUAUUAACAUGGUUGUUCUUACCUUUAUUAGAAUCUUACUAUACUUCUGGAUACUAUCAAGGAUGGGAAAGACUUCGAGAUGCUGUUAACAAGAAUCUUAAGUUUCAAUUGGUUAUGUUUGUUGUAUUGAUUGCUUCUGUGAUAUAUCUUUGGCUUGAAGUAGGAUUACUGAUGGCUCAUGUGAAACAAUUGGCCAUUGCUUUAUCUCAUAUUUAUGCCCUUAUAAUGGCUUUAUGGUUAAUGGGUCAUGGAUUAGUUGCCAUUCCAAGAAGGUUCUGGCUAUCUUCUACCAGUAUCAACAAUUUGAACAAUGUUUAUUUACAUCUACCUCGACUAGUAGAUAACUUAGAAGACUCCAAACUACUGUUAAAGGAAGAUUGCUUGAAAGUAAUGGUCCUUCAAAGAUAUUACGCAGAUGAAUUUAUUGAAUACAGAGAUUGGAUUUUAGAUUUGUAUAAUCGAAUCCCUCCAGAGUUAACAUCACAAACUUUAAGAUUCAUAACUCUGGAAAAUAGUCAAAUCAACCAAAGUGAAAUCACCAAAGACUUUAUGAGGAAACUACGCAGUCUGUUCAACGCAAACUUGAAUAGCUACGUAGCUUAUAAAUCAGAAUAUACCAAAUCCAUUGAUGAAGCCAUCUAUUGGGAAGAUGUAACUCAGGGGAAUGGUCAAGUUCAAUUUAGAAAUAAUCGACGUCUCAUGAUAUCUUCAAGGUUCACCUAUAUUUAUUUCUAUUACAUAAGACCAUGGAUUUGUCGUGGGUAUGCAGUUGUUUUGAUGGCUUUAUCCGUUAUAAUGGUUGAAUCUGAAAUUUUACAUUCUACCAAAUUAUCACUAGUCAAUUUCCUAUUGACCAAAACCACAAACAGUGGGGUUACACAAUUCUUAUAUUGUUUCCUUUUCUUUGGAUUUAUGAUCAUAGCAGCAUUGGAUUCUCUUACUCAAUUGAAAGUAUUCAACAUGUACCAUUUGGUACGGAGUAAAUCCGAUGUUGUUUCAGUGUGUUUCUAUGCCACAUAUACUGCUAGAUUAACUAUCCCCUUAUCAUAUAACUUUCUUAAUUUGUUUGUUUCACGCGACUCGGUAUUUGAAGAUUGGUAUGGGAAAUCGGUUAUGCUUACCGGGUUGUUUAGUAUUCUAAACAAUUGGCUUCCUCGACUUAUCAUCAUCCCCUUAACACUUACAAUGUUCAAUAUAUAUGAAAAAAUCAAACAACGGUUUGGAUUCUCUGCUGAUUUACUUCUUGAUGAUUCAGAGAUUGAAUAUUCAACAGAUAUUGAACAUGGUCAAGCCACCAGAAACAAUCUUAUGAUUGAAGCAAAACGUAUAGUCGAAAGAGAACUAAUGCGUUCGGAAAGCCGGGAUAACCGUGAUAAUAGCAACCUUUUAAGACCUUAUAGUUUUACAGAUGCUGCCAAUAUCAACUAUGAGAGGAAUAGACUGGAGUUCCAUAAUUCAUUAUCAUUCACCAAAGACAACAACGCUAAAACAGCAGGAGGACCCGUGAGUGAAAGAAGUAUAAGUACACUUCCGUUAGCUCAAUCCACAAUAAAAUCCGAGCCACCUGUUUCGACUCUAUCCCCUUUAUCUUCGUCAUCACAAAGUACUGGCAGUUCUCAAAGAAGUACAAGAACCACAAGCAAAGCACUUAGAGAUCAUUUUGAUACCAAUUACAAAAGAGAUAAAGGAUACACCACCAAUAUUCAUUCUAUAGGUAACAAAUAUGCCUUUUCCAAGAGUCAAGAACAAUUGAAUGCCUUGGCAGAUCACAUAACUGUGAAUGAACAAGAGGAUCAACCAUGGAUUAUGACUCCAUCGGGUUUCAAGUUUAGCAUUUAUGGAUGGCCCAUCUCUCGAGUGACUCUUAUUCAAACACUGCCAUUCUGUGCAAGUGCAGUCACCGUACCAAGACAGCAGACACAAAGUUAG
Messenger RNA from Lizanozyma spartinae, 1968 nucleotides. RefSeq names its product LMBR1 domain-containing protein. NCBI's taxonomy places the organism in Eukaryota, Fungi, Ascomycota, Pichiomycetes, Serinales, Debaryomycetaceae. The coding region runs from base 1 to 1968 and encodes 655 amino acids. The record is from RefSeq and is a predicted model, not a curated record. Gene Ontology annotation, cellular component: membrane. The transcript is spliced from 2 exons.